AGGUCGGUCUUUAGAGCAUUUGAACGUUAAAUGUACCUUUUCUACCCUACAUAAAAAAUGUACAUCAUUUCUUGCAUCUUAGUUUCCUGGUUUCUUCUAUUCACUUUGUUGUGUACUGGAAAUCUGUAAGCAUGUUUGUCAAGAAAGCAUGUCAAGCAGCACCAUGUGUGAGAAAGAGCAGGUGCAGAACUUUUGUCUUGGUGCAGAAGUGUUGCAAAGGGAACAACUGAUGACUCUCAGCAACAGCACUGCUUAAUUACUGAGCAAAUACUAUAUAGUUGAACUGUACAGCCAUGUCACACCUAACAAAUGCAGAGCAACCAUAACUGCUACUCCUUCUGUUUUUUCAGGUGUGGACAAUGGGAUUUUAAACAAUCGCUGAGAAACUGCCAUUGUUUCUUUAGACCCCAGUGAACACAAGUACAACCCAAGUGGGCAUGGCGUCUGCCAAGAGCGGAUACGAAGGGAAGAUAGCCGGGCUGUAUGACUUGGACCGCACGCUGGGCAAGGGGCACUUCGCGGUGGUGAAGCUGGCACGCCACGUCUUCACUGGUGAGCUGGUGGCCGUCAAGGUCAUUGACAAGACCAAGCUGGACAGCUUGGCUGCCGGGCACCUCUUGCAGGAGGUACGUUGCAUGAAGUUGGUGCAGCAUCCCAAUGUGGUGCGGCUGUAUGAGGUCAUCGACACCCAGACCAAACUCUACCUCAUCCUGGAGCUGGGGGAUGGCGGGGACAUGUACGACUACAUCCUGCGGCACGAGGGGGGCGUCUCGGAGGCCCAAGCCAAGGUCCACUUUGCCCAGAUAGUGCGCGCCAUCUCCUACUGCCACCGGCUCCACGUGGUCCACCGAGACCUCAAGCCCGAGAACGUGGUCUUCUUCCGCCAGCAGGGCACCGUCAAGCUCACUGACUUUGGCUUCAGCAACCACUUCCAGCCCGGCACCAUGCUGAUGACCAGCUGUGGCUCGCUGGCCUACUCGGCGCCCGAGAUCCUCCUGGGAGAGGAGUAUGAUGCGCCUGCCGUGGAUAUCUGGAGCCUGGGAGUGAUUCUCUACAUGCUCGUAUGUGGGCAGCCGCCUUUCCAGGAAGCCAACGACAGCGAGACGCUCAUCAAGAUUAUGGACUGCCAGUACAGUGUGCCCCCCCAUGUCUCCGAGGAGUGCCGAGACCUGAUCUCACACAUGCUGCAGCGCGACCCAGAGAAACGGGCGUCCCUGCAGCAGAUCGAGGGUCACCCCUGGCUCCGGGGAGUGGACCCCUCGCCGGCCAGUCGCAGCACCGUGCCCCUUACGUCCUACAAGAGCCUGUCCCAGGAGGAGCACAGCAUGAUCAUCCAGGCCAUGACCUGCGGCAACAUCGCGGACUGCGACACCAUCCAGGAGGCUCUGGAGGCGGAUCGCUACAACCACAUCACUGCCACCUACUUCCUCCUGGCGGAGCGCAUCCUGAGGGAGAAACAGGAGCACCCCGGACAGGCCCCCAGUGCAGAGGGCAGCUGGACCGCACCAUGCCAGCAGCGGAGGCCUCUUUCUGAACCCUUUGACUGGGGCGGGGGCAGAGCCCAGGAGUUACCCGGUGAAAUCCCAGGCCACCAGUCCGCGGAGAUCCACACCUCGGCUGCUGGACCUGGCCCGGAUGUUCCAGAGACCUCUCCGAUUCAGGCUGAGCCCCAGAAACCCCUGGACCUUUGUGCUGGCAGGGAAAACGGGAAUCCUUUCAGCGAGAACAGCGUCAGCCAGCAGGUGGGGCUCCUGUUGAGGUCCAGCGGGCCAGGUGAGCUCCCGCCCACCAAGAACAUCCGAGCCCUGCAGCAGAUCUGUGAGGAAGAUGAGGAGGAGGAAGAGGAAGGGGUUCCUUUAGCUCCAUAUAAUGAGUGUAAAACCACACCUCCUCACAGAAGUGACAAACUGACACAUUGGGAGAAAAGGGAGACCCAGCACCGCCUAGACCAUUGUAUUACACCAAAAGAAUCCUUUGCCAUUAGCCAAGCUGGUGCACAGGGCUGUCCAUUAGAACAGGAAAAUGGGAAAAGCAAGCAGAGAUCAGAAGGAAAAGAAGGUUGUAAAGACCCUAAGCAAGAACUGCAAGUCAGAAGCAGUGUCAAAUUCACUCCACUUGGAGAUGAGCUGUACCUUGAGAGCCAAGGACAGGGUGUUGUGAUGAAUACUGGAAGCAAACAAUGCUUAAAAGACCAGGGAAACACGGUGCAUUGCCAGGCGAUUGAGAUUAGUCAGGGCAAAGAGUCUAGCAAUGGCGGAGAAGAUGUGAAGGAAAGCAGGGCUCAGGAAGGCGAAACUCCAGGGCAAGUUGGUACUGGUGGAGAGACAAGAGUGCAGAGCUGGACUGAAGGAUUCACAGAGGAGCCUGCAGAAGCAAGUGGCCUUGAAGUCACUACAGGUGAAGUGGUUGGACAGAAAAAUAUUCAAGCGCACGAUGUUGCAGAGGAAAAGAAAGGGCUCUUGUAUGAGAAAGGCAUUGUAGAAAGCAAGGAUAUUGAUAAGCGUAGGAUUUUGGAUAGCCAAGAAGCUCCCAGAGAACCAAGCAGGUUAGACAGCCUGGGAACUUUGGACAAAGGCUACAAGCAGGUCAAAGGGCAAGAAAAGGCUCACCUUGAUCGGGGGCCUACAAAGCAAGUUGACCCCAUGCCCCAGCAUCCCCAAGAUGAAAUACAGAAUAAGCCCAAGAAUUCCUCCCGGGGGAUUAAAAAUGCAGUGCCAGGUGAGGGCGAGGAGGGUGCCAUUGUUUGCCACCUCCUCAGCGUGCAGUGCUGCCAGGACGGCACCGAGACGGCAGACGCCAGCGAUGGUGAGGCAGCUGUGAAGGAGCACAACAACAACAUGCCCAAGAUGGAGCUCCAAGUGCCCUCUGCGGCCAGCUCUCCCAGGGCACUGGUAAAGAACCACUGUGUCGACAUGGGUCCGGACUCCGUGGAGACGCGCACCAGCGCCCACGCCGUGAAGGACGUUUCACACGCGGCUGACCGGGCACAGUGGGGGGUCCAGGAGGGGGAGGGAGAGGUGAGCUCACAUUUCAAGAGGUCCAGGAGAGCUCUGGGUGGCAAAGAAGUGGACUUCUGCAGCCGGGGGGGCGUGUACCUCGCUGGCGGUUACGACAUGGGACCAGAACCCAUGAUCCGGGUCGAUCCCACCAAAAUGAAAAAUGUCAACCUGAGGGACAGGCUGCUGCAGUUCCCGCUGUGUGAGAAAGCCCUGUCCUUCAAGAUAAAACCCACCUCAAAGGAGAGCCUCAUGCCACUCGGACAGUUCAACUGUUGUCAUGUGCUAUAGGCCAUUGCUAAAAGACAAAGGACUGAGAAUUUCAUUCUCUAAACUAGAGAGUGGUCAUGCAUCCUGCGGACAUUUGUGAGAGACAGCUUAAAAUUCCAAGUACUGUAAUAUUUUUAAUUUUACUUUAAUUUUAGAGAGGGAAAAACAGUUUAUCCUUCAUCCAUGUCCCUCACCUUCUCGACAGGGUAUGGAUGUAGUCUCGUUAGUAGGUAAACCAUGGCUGCUGUAUUUAUCUGCCUACUGUUCCUAUGCUUUCUCCUUAAUGGUUUUAAAAUAAGGCCAUUUCCUAUGAAUGCAACAGCUCUGAAUGCAUCCCUGCAGUGUUCAUUACAGUGCUUGUAUGUAACCUGAAAGCCCUAAAGCUUUACCAGUGUAAGCUGACUGAACACCACUUUAUUUUUAACACGUGUUAUUCUUUGGGAAACCUACCAGGAAUCUUUAAAGCCCUGUGCAUGCUUGAAAUGCUUGUGAGCCCUGGUACAUUUAUCAAGAGAAUUUUAAAAGAAGGAAAAGGGUAAGGACAGUGAUUUCUAUCAGUACAGGUUGCAGAAAAGAUGAUCUGUUGGAAAAAGUCAAGGCAAAUGUUUUACCUAUAUUUAAAACUACAGUCCACAAAUGUAAUUUAUUGCUGUUGGGCCAUCCAGGAUGUUUUAAACAUCUGACAUUAGAAGUGUUCCUUAGCAGUGGCCUGCUGGAAAUUGGAGUAAUGUUUUUCCACAUUUAUUUUUCCACAAUGUGUCUGAAUGCAUGACAGUGCAUUGGAUAUGUUAGAUGUGUUGAGGAACUCUUUUUCAUGAGAUGGACUGAAGAAUGCUGUCACACUCCAAUUAAAUAUUCUAAUGCAUUUCUAUGCAUUUAAAAAUAGGGAAAGUGGGGGCCUAACAUUUCUGAUGAGCCUCAAAACCUGGUUUCCUGGCCUGGUAAA
Lepisosteus oculatus (spotted gar) is the source of this 4212-nucleotide messenger RNA. It is a transcript of the gene snrkb, whose product is annotated as SNF related kinase b. Gene Ontology annotation, molecular function: protein serine/threonine kinase activity; ATP binding. Gene Ontology annotation, cellular component: cytoplasm. The record is from RefSeq and is a predicted model, not a curated record. NCBI's taxonomy places the organism in Eukaryota, Metazoa, Chordata, Actinopteri, Semionotiformes, Lepisosteidae. Gene Ontology annotation, biological process: protein phosphorylation; intracellular signal transduction.